Messenger RNA from Anopheles coustani, 396 nucleotides. RefSeq names its product mitochondrial import inner membrane translocase subunit Tim10B. The record is from RefSeq and is a predicted model, not a curated record. The transcript has 2 exons. Gene Ontology annotation, cellular component: mitochondrial intermembrane space chaperone complex. Lineage: Eukaryota; Metazoa; Arthropoda; Insecta; Diptera; Culicidae. The coding region runs from base 49 to 396 and encodes 115 amino acids.
AUUUCAAAACAAAUCAUUUUCGCCGACAUCAGGACAUAAGCGUGGAAAAUGGAUUACGAACUCAGAAAUAUAAAAGACUUCCUGCAACUGUACAACAGAAUAACAGACCUGUGUUUCAACUCGUGCGUCGAUAAUCUGUUCGGACGAGAUCUGACACGGGAGGAGAUUUCCUGCGCCGAUAAUUGUGUACUAAAAUUCACAAACGUAAACCAGCGAUUACUGAAGGUCUACGUUGGGGUGCAGGCGGAUAUUAAUCAGAAAAGAAUGUCGGAAUUUGAAGCACAACAGGCAAAAUUAUUAGCUGAACAGCAGCAACAGCAACAACAACAAACAGCGGUCCAGCUGACUCCCGAAACAGCAACAACAAGCAAUACUAGCGAAUCCCCAGUGGUAUAA